Messenger RNA from Penicillium malachiteum, 1221 nucleotides. RefSeq names its product glycosyltransferase family 2 protein. The transcript is spliced from 2 exons. The coding region runs from base 1 to 1221 and encodes 406 amino acids. The record is from RefSeq and is a predicted model, not a curated record. NCBI's taxonomy places the organism in Eukaryota, Fungi, Ascomycota, Eurotiomycetes, Eurotiales, Aspergillaceae.
AUGGAGCAAAAGGAAGUCACUGCGUUGGAUAAAGCAGCCCACCUUGUAUCCAAAUUCGAACACUCCUUUCUACAUAUCCGUCCCACAUUUCACCCCGCCGGUAUACAAGGAGAGAUUGCGGGCAAGAGCUCAAACGUUGCAUUUGCUGCCAAUCGAAUUGUGGAGAUUCAUCAUGCCGACUUGAAUGGAGAUUCUUGCAAUAUCAUGGUCACGGUUAUGGAUGCGGACACCCAUCUCUCUCGCGAUUAUUUCACAGAGAUCCGCCGAUUACACUACACCCACAUAGAUGAAGCAGAUCGCGCACUAUACUGCUGCCCUAUAAUAUUCGAUCGCAAUUCCCAUGAAACUCCACUCCUGGUCCGAUGCGCAGACCUACUCUGGGGCUUCGCGGGUAUAUCUACCAUGUACCCGGGAACAAUGAUCUCCAUUCCAACCUCAGUCUAUUCCCUCCCACUUUCCCUCGCCCAGAAAGUAGGUGGAUGGGACAGUGACCCCACAGCAAUUGGCGAAGACAUGCACAUGCUCCUGAAGUGCUACUUCGAGACAGCCGGAAACGUAAUCUCCCGUGUGGUCUACAUCCCAGCGAGCCAAUGCAACGUCUCAUGCGACGGAGAACGAGGCUGGCGACGGGUUCUAGGUACUUGCAUAGCCCGAUACCGUCAGGCACUACGACACAUGUGGGGAGCUCUAGACUCCGGUUUUGCAGCACGUCGCACACUAAGCUAUCUACGUUUUAACAAGCGAUGCUCAUUCUUCAGUCCCAGACAUUUCGCCCUUAUGCAUCUUCUCUGGGAAGCGCAUUUCUUACCAUGCCAUAUGGUGAUUAUCAUGAUUUUCUCGGUACUAUAUACAAUCUUCCAUCCUGCACUGCAGUUACACCCAAUUCUCGCAAAGGCAUUUUUCUGGAGUGAUGUUCUCCGAACGUCAUCAUUUAUCGGAAUGAAUGUUUGUUUAUCUUUGUAUGAGCGAUGGCAUUCUAUUUGUGUCAAUUCGCGAAUGCAGGAUAUGCACGAGGCCAAUUUAUUGGAUACUGGGUUUUCGCCUCGGGUUUGGUACAAAGUCCAGCAUCUUGCUGAGCGGAUCUGUUUCCCAAUCGCUGGAACACUAUACGGUGCCAUUCCGGCAUUGCAUGCUGUCUUUCUUCAUUUCUGGACAGACCGAUUGGUGUAUCGGGUUAGCCAGAAGCCGACCUUUAAUCUGGAGGCUGUGAGCUUGGCAUGA